CAAAAGAGCUUUAUACAUACUCUAAAAACCAGCAUUACAAGAUCCCGUAAAAAAUCAUGGCAGCCUUGAGCUUUACGCCUUUAGCCCUCUCCAUAGUGAUACCUACCAAAACUUUGGCUCUGCCACGGAAGUGCACUCUAAAUAUGCAGGUUCCUCGAUGUUCCCCGAUCAAGGCAACACCUGUGGCACAUGACAACUCAAGCUCAACAGUAGAUUACAGCUCCAAUGCCUCUGUUUUUCCAGCUGAGGCAUGUGAGACAAUUGGAGGAGAAGCUUGUGAUGUUGAGAUGUACCCUGAAGUGAAGCUAAAGCCAGAAGCACAAAGCACUAAGGCCAAGACUGCUUCGGAGCAGACUGACAGAGAAUACUUGGAAUACAACAGUCCCAAGACGGUCUUCUUAGGAGAGGCUUGUGAUGAUCUUGGAGGAGAAUUCUGUGAGCCCGAGUAUCAGACAGGAGUUUACUAAUUACUGGAUAACCUGAAGGAGGGAACUGCAAAUAAAUGUUAUGGUUGUCAAAAACUGUAAAAGUAUACGAAGAUGUUGAUCCCCUCAGAUCAGAUGGCCUGGUUCAAAAUGGAGAUGCCUCAAGGUACCAGCGUAUACCAUAUUAGUAUGCACUAUUUAUAACAGUAAAGAAAAUGAGGAAGGCUUAAAAGAUGAUUUCAUUCAUGUGAUCUAUAUCAAUAUAUAUACAGAGAAUACAAGUCAAGAUAACUU
This is a messenger RNA of Durio zibethinus, 719 nucleotides long. The record is from RefSeq and is a predicted model, not a curated record. Lineage: Eukaryota; Viridiplantae; Streptophyta; Magnoliopsida; Malvales; Malvaceae.